This is a messenger RNA of Eurytemora carolleeae, 368 nucleotides long. Its product is annotated as casein kinase I homolog hhp2. The record is from RefSeq and is a predicted model, not a curated record. The coding region runs from base 96 to 368 and encodes 90 amino acids. NCBI's taxonomy places the organism in Eukaryota, Metazoa, Arthropoda, Copepoda, Calanoida, Temoridae. The transcript has 4 exons.
CAAAAUUAUAGAUAAGGUUACGUAGACUUGAUAAUUCUUUGUUACUGUGGAAUCUCUUAUAUAUAGUCUUAUAGUUGAAUGUUUGCUGGGUGGGAAUGAUUAUGGUAAUGGAAGGGAAAGAAGGUAGACUACCAACUAAUGCUCGUCACCAAUGGAAGAAAAUAUCAGCAGUAAGGAAGUUUCUAAGUAUUGCUUCAGCAAAUCAGAAGAAAACCCCUGCCGAACUUGUACUUAAUAACAAGUAUAAAAUAGGAAACAAAAUUGCUAAUGGAGCAUUUGGUCAACUCAGGUUGGUUAAAAAUACUCAGACUGGAGAAGAUCUAGCUAUCAAACUGGAGCCUAUGAACGCUAAGGAAAGAUACUCUUAA